GCCGCGUCGUUGUGAUUGUUGACAGCCACCGUAGGGUAAGCUUGGUACAGCUGUGCGUUUGUCACGGCUACACAGUAGUUUCCCUCAUUGUCAGCGGCACUGGAGCCUCGUCCGCCGUUUGCGUCCCGACGCGGCCACAUUCAGGCUGUGUGUCCCGGCCAGCGUCACCCGUCACGUCGACAGUUCGAGCCGCAUCGUUGUCGAGAGACUGGAAGAGACACGGAACUGGGAAAAAUGAGUAGAUCACAGAUGACUACGAUGAACGGGAAGAGGCCCUCUUCGAUCCCGUGUAGACAUCAGCCAGAGAUAUUAUCGCAACAUUCUGACUUGAUCAAGUAUAUUUAUGAUUCAUGGAAUUCUGUAUCUAGAGAGCUAGAUAUGUGUCACAAUCAACCACACAGUAACUCCUCUAAUUAUAGAAAUGGAGCGUCAGUUACAUAUUAUCAAGAACGUGAGCCAAAUCCACAGUUGAAAGAUUUUGAACCAUUUAAUUUGGAAGCAUGGUGGGGACAGCGUGUUGUGCAAAGUGUUAUUACUACUAGAAAUGCAAAUUCCUAGUGCCAGGCCCAACAUGCUGACUAUAAUCGGACAUUUUCAAACAGACAUAAGAAACAAAAAAGAUAAAUUGCGAUUUUAAAUUCAAUUUUUGUUUCUUUUGAGAUUUAUUUUAUACUUUUGACAAUGAUACUUUAAAGCUGGGAUUCAAGAAUAGAGAAAUUGUAACAUAUAAAAAAUAUAAACAGUAAGACUUAAAUACUAAAACAUUCGAACAUACACAUAAGUAAAACAAAGAGUUUUAAAAUGGUAAUUUUAUAUUCUCGAGAAUUUUUUAUGACAAUUGAUUAAUUUACUAUUUAAAUCUUACUGCUUACGUUUUUACACAAUGAAAGAAAGACAAUAGAUAAACACAAAAAUUACAAUUAAAUCUCAAUUUUGUUUUAUAUAUGUAAUGUACGUAUUUAUCUGAAGAUUUUUUAAUGUUUUAAUAAGAAAAAGAAAAGAAAGAAUGCGGAUUGUGUAAUGUUGGUAAAUGUGACAGUAAUAUGACAGAAAUGUUGUUAUGAAUAGUAAAGAGAAAGAUAAGAAUACAACAGAAACAUAAGCAUGGA
This is a messenger RNA of Acromyrmex echinatior (Panamanian leafcutter ant), 1109 nucleotides long. RefSeq names its product MAPK regulated corepressor interacting protein 2. The record is from RefSeq and is a predicted model, not a curated record. Lineage: Eukaryota; Metazoa; Arthropoda; Insecta; Hymenoptera; Formicidae.